Aspergillus puulaauensis is the source of this 1179-nucleotide messenger RNA. Its product is annotated as alpha-hydroxy acid oxidase. The transcript has 2 exons. Gene Ontology annotation, molecular function: FMN binding; oxidoreductase activity. NCBI's taxonomy places the organism in Eukaryota, Fungi, Ascomycota, Eurotiomycetes, Eurotiales, Aspergillaceae. The record is from RefSeq and is a predicted model, not a curated record. The coding region runs from base 1 to 1179 and encodes 392 amino acids.
AUGCCCGGGCCUGAAAGUCCAACCACGCCUAUCACCGUCGCCGACUUCAAGGAGAUUGCUCGACAACGCCUUGAGAAACCAGUAUGGGACUACUAUAAUGCCGGAGCUGAUGACGAGAAUACAAUAAACCGCAACGAGGAGAUUUACAAAAAGGUUUUAUUGCGCCCUCAAGUUCUCAGAAAUGUCGCCAACGUGGAUACAGCCACAACAAUAUUCGGAAAGCGCUACGAUAUCCCAAUAGCCGUUGCUCCUACUGCAUAUCAGAAGCUGGUGAGCGCCGACGGCGAGAUAGACGUCGCUCGUGCGUGCCGUGCUCUCGGCACCAACUUCAUCCUCUCUACCAAUGCCACAACAACGAUGGAAGACGUUAUAGAAGCCCUACCAUCCCGCGGCGGUAAUCACCCCAGUCCCUGGUUUCAACUUUACUUCCUAGGCGAUCGAAACGUGACCGCAGCGUUGAUUAAACGCGCCGAAGCCGCGGGCUAUGAAGCCCUAGUCCUGACGGUGGACACGGCUGUUUUAGGCAACCGUCUGCCAAUGAGGAAGAAUCCCUUCAAGCUUCCACCUGGUCUGAGUAUGGAAAAUGUCAAGUCGAGGUCCGCGGGGGGCGUCAACAAAGCGCGGCUCCUUCUGGAGGCUAGAACAGCUGCGGAUGCGAAAAAGGUGGCCCGGGAGCAUUCUUCGGCCCUGGUCGAUGCGAGUCUAUCCUGGGAGGAGGUCAUCCCCUGGUUGCGGUCUCAAACCGAAAUGAAAAUCAUCCUUAAGGGUAUAAUGACCGCUGAAGAUGCCGUCCGAGCAGUGGAAGCUGGAGUCGACGCCAUAGUCGUUUCAAAUCACGGUGGAAGACAGCUGGAUGGUGUGCCAUCCACCUUGGAGAUGCUACCAGAAAUCUCCGAUGCAGUCAAAGGAGUCAUACCUAUUUUAUUCGAUGGCGGGAUCAGCAAAGGCAGCGAUGUGUUUAAAACCCUGGCACUCGGGGCGGAUUUGUGCCUUAUAGGUCGGUCGGCACUAUGGGGGUUAGCUUACGACGGGCAAGCCGGGUUGGAAAGUGUUUUUCAUAUCUUGGAAAGGGAACUUUGGCGCACUAUGGCUCUCAUGGGUGUGGAUUCUUUGGCAGGAAUAUCCAGGUCUAUGUUGGGACGGGCCAGAGAGAAUGGGUUUGGAGUGUCAAAGCUGUAG